Molecule: messenger RNA, 1910 nt
Organism: Suhomyces tanzawaensis NRRL Y-17324
Lineage: Eukaryota; Fungi; Ascomycota; Pichiomycetes; Serinales; Debaryomycetaceae
Gene: HAS1
Product: ATP-dependent RNA helicase
Exons: 1
Coding region: 136-1830 (564 amino acids)
Biological process (GO): maturation of LSU-rRNA from tricistronic rRNA transcript (SSU-rRNA, 5.8S rRNA, LSU-rRNA)
Cellular component (GO): nucleolus
Molecular function (GO): ATP binding; RNA helicase activity; nucleic acid binding
Source: RefSeq, a predicted model, not a curated record
UGGUCCUUCUACUUCCCCCAGUUCCCGUGUCGCUCCAAUGUCGCACACACCAUACUCUUUUUCCCAUGCCACACGUGACCCUCAGAAAAAUACAAGAUGAGAUGAGUUGAAGAAUUUCUACUACUACAAACCAGAAUGGCUAGAACCCCCACCAAAGGAAGCAAGCCAGCCAGAGACUCCAAGUCUCGCAAGCGGUCGCACAAGCAGACCGAGGAGUCCGAGCCUGAGCUGGACAACGAGAAGUUGGUCGAAGAGUUGGACAAUGAUUUCGAUGAGGUCGCAGAUUUAUUAGGAGAAGACAUCAAGGAUCCAGAGUCCAAGAAGGAACAGAAGAACAGAGAAAAGUUGGAGAAACAGGAACAGGCCACCAGAGAGCUUACUAAGCCCAAGGUGGCAGCCUCGCAAGCUGCAGAGGACGAUUCAGACAACUACGACUUCGAUAAGGCAGGAUUGUCUGAGCCCACCAUGAAGGCCAUCACCGAGAUGGGAUUCUCCAAGAUGACCAAGGUGCAGGCCAAGACCAUCCCCCCAUUGUUGGCAGGUAGGGACGUGUUGGGAGCCGCUAAAACCGGUUCAGGUAAGACUUUGGCCUUCCUCAUUCCUGCGAUUGAAAUGUUGUACUCGCUCAGAUUCAAGCCCAGAAACGGUACUGGUGUGGUUGUGGUGUCACCAACCAGAGAGUUGGCAUUGCAGAUUUUCGGUGUCGCCAGAGAAUUGAUGGCCCACCACACUCAAACCUUCGGAAUUGUUAUUGGAGGUGCCAACAGAAGACAAGAAGCCGAAAAGUUGGCCAAGGGUGUCAACUUGUUGAUUGCCACUCCUGGUAGAUUGUUGGAUCACUUGCAGAACACCCAAGGAUUCGUGUUCAAGAACUUGAAGGCCUUGGUCAUCGAUGAAGCCGACAGAAUUUUGGAAAUCGGUUUCGAAGAAGAAAUGAAGCAAAUCAUCAAGAUCUUGCCAAACGAGGACAGACAGUCCAUGUUGUUCUCUGCCACGCAAACCACCAAGGUUGAAGACUUGGCCAGAAUCUCUUUGAGACCUGGUCCCUUAUACAUCAACGUCGUUCCAGAAACUGAAAUAUCCACUGCGGAUGGAUUGGAACAAGGGUACGUUGUGUGCGAGUCUGACAAGAGAUUCUUGUUGUUGUUCUCGUUCUUGAAGAGAAACGUGAAGAAGAAGAUAAUUGUUUUCCUUUCCUCGUGUAACUGUGUUAAAUACUUCGGUGAACUUUUGAACUACAUUGAUUUGCCAGUGUUGGACUUGCACGGAAAGCAAAAGCAACAGAAGAGAACGAACACUUUCUUUGAGUUCUGUAACGCCAAGCAAGGUAUCUUGAUCUGUACCGAUGUUGCUGCUAGAGGAUUGGAUAUCCCAGCCGUUGACUGGAUUAUCCAAUUCGAUCCACCAGAUGACCCAAGAGAUUACAUCCACAGAGUCGGUAGAACCGCCAGAGGUACUGAAGGUAAGGGUAAGUCCUUGAUGUUCUUGACGCCUUCGGAAUUGGGCUUCUUGAGAUACUUGAAGGCCGCCAACGUGCCUUUGAAUGAAUACGAAUUCCCCACCAACAAAAUCGCCAACGUCCAAUCCCAAUUGUCCAAGUUAAUCAAGAGCAACUACUGGUUGCACCAAUCAGCCAAGGAUGGAUACCGUGCAUACUUACAAGCAUACUCCUCGCAUCAUUUAAAGACAGUGUAUCAGAUCGAUAAAUUGGAUUUGGUCAAGGUGGCCAAGUCUUUUGGAUUUGAUGUGCCACCCAAGGUGAAUAUCACCAUUGGAGCCAGUGGACAGUCGUUGGAGAAGAAGCACAAGAAGCAAAGAAGAUCAAAUUAAACAGUAGACGAUCUUGACAGGUGAAGCAAAGUAAUCAUAUGCUGAAUACAUAGUGAUUAUGUAAAAUAUUACGUAAUAGU